UUCUUUGCAUUGCUCUUUUCAGGAAGCUCUGUAAAAUGAACUGUAGUUAUACAUUUCAAAGAGAACUGUUAGCUCCUAUCUACAGUGUGGAGAUGUGUGUGGCACUGGUGGGGAACAUACUGGCACUGUGGCUGCUUGUGACUAAGGAGAAGAAGAACUGGAACAUGGGAUUGGUGUUCUCCUGCAACCUGAUCAUCAGCGACAUUUUUUAUGCCAUCAUUCUUCCUCUUCGCGUCGUCUACUAUUCAAAAGAACGGGUCUGGGUACUGGGUGAAGCUCUCUGCAAAAUUGAGCGCUUUCUCUUCACCUGUAACCUCUACGUCAGCAUUUACUUCAUCAUGUGCAUCAGUGUUUAUCGAUACCUGGCUAUCGUUCAUCCUAUCUUCACAUGCAAAUACAUUUACCAGAAACAUGCCAAGAUCAUCAGCCUGUUCGUCUGGAUCUUUGUGGCAAGCAUUUCAUCAACAAUCUUCUACUUUGCAGGUGUGAAUAGCAACAACAGAUGUUCUGUAUUUGUAAAUAAUAGCAGUCAAUCAUUAAGGAAGACUAACUACAGGGUGUUUAUGGCUGUUUCAGGCUGUUUGGUCCCAUUUGUAGUUACCUUUGCAUCAUAUUUUGGUGUAAUAAUGGCUGUUUUUAAAAAUGCAAAUAUCACCCCACUGCAGAAGAAAAAAGUGGCCCUGAUUGUGGGUUUAGGCUGCGUCCUGUAUGCUGUGUCUUUUGUCCCCUAUCACAUUCUGCAAAUAUGGAAUUUUAAACUGUGGGCAGAAAAUAAACCUAAUUGUUAUGUGCGUAAUGGAUACCAAGUGUCAAAAGCAUUAGCCUGCCUGAACAUGUGUCUUCAUCCCAUCCUGUACAUGGCUGUGUUUGACAGCAUCAGGGCAGUGUGCUGCAGAAGGACAGCAAAUUAA
Messenger RNA from Hemibagrus wyckioides, 911 nucleotides. RefSeq names its product P2Y purinoceptor 11-like. Gene Ontology annotation, biological process: calcium-mediated signaling; G protein-coupled receptor signaling pathway; cellular response to ATP. The record is from RefSeq and is a predicted model, not a curated record. Lineage: Eukaryota; Metazoa; Chordata; Actinopteri; Siluriformes; Bagridae. Bases 36 to 911 code for a protein of 291 amino acids. The transcript has a single exon. Gene Ontology annotation, molecular function: G protein-coupled ATP receptor activity; neurotransmitter receptor activity. Gene Ontology annotation, cellular component: plasma membrane.